CACAUUCACCGUUGCGAGACCCGUAACGUAACCGGUGUGACGGUGUCUAGCUUAUCGUUUGUUUCUUUGUUUAUAGUGAAUUUCUGCAAGUGCGUGAUCAUUAUAGUAUCUUGAAUUCAGUAAGAAUUGCCGUGACGUGAAAUACCAAAGACUUCGUAAUAUGGACAGAAGAUACUAUAGUCGAAUCGUUAUCUGGGGUACUACGAUCAACGAAAGCUUUGAUUAAUGUGAUGGGUGUGACAACUUAGCUGUUCUCCUGCCAUUGAAUGUUACUGUACCACCAACGAAGGAUUUUGGAGAGAGAGCGAGAGAGAGAGAGAGAGAGAGAGAGAGAGAGAGGAUGAACGUCAUCGGAUUGGCGUCCAUGCAACCCUCGUGACCAAUAGAUGUGGUCGGAUUGGCAGAUAUGAAGUUACAGGGAAGGGCGUUGGGUUGGUUGUCCAUUUCGUCUGACGAAGAAGAGUACUUUAUCUCCUGUUCAGAAAAUUUAGAAAUAAAGGCUGUCCAUCUCUACGGUGCAGGAUGAUCUCCUCGCUGCCUCCCCCGUGCCGGUGAACGAGGAUGAAGUCAAAGUAUAGGUCGUAUCACCCGACAGUCGUCCCCAUCCCAAACUGCAGCUCUAUUCUUAGCAAACACUUCUAAUGAGCCCUAAUGACCAGGCGUCCUCUGUUGCCAUGACAACGUCCACAUAGUUAAACGUUGACGGCCGAAUGAGCGUCGCGGUUACCAUGGCAACACUACCUAAACGUUGUUACCGCUGGAGGGGCGGCGGGAGGGCCCUUCCGAAGCAUUUCCCCCAAAAUGUAUAGUCGCGCCCGGACGAAAGGAGCGAAAGGGACGCCGCUGUGGUCCUAUUCAUUUUACGAGUGGGUUUGAAAUCCACUCGACCAUCCGCAGUUGAGUCAUCGCUGUUAUGUCGGUGCCAUUACUACCAGUGGCGGCGACAUCAUCCGUGGUGACGUCAUACCUCGUGAGUCAUUUGAUUGGUCGAAAUGGCUGGGUUGCCCCUCCUCCCAGGUUACUCCUUGUAUGACCCGACGGCUCUGCAGAAGCCCAUCCGCCAGAGUCUGGGAUGGAAGAAAGGCGUGCCUCUGGUCCAGGCUUCCCACGUGUCGCUCUUGUCAGAAGAAGACCACGAUGAUCUUAUCAGACAGGAGAGGAAACUCCAGUUUGCGGAUAAGGGGCGCCGUUCUAGAACACCGCCGAAAUUCCUUCCCGAGUGGGCGGUAUUAGAGAAGAAGGUUCUUCGAUUCAGUGGAUACUUCACAGAGCACAUCGAUGGCGGUCCACAAGUGUAUCGGAUCCGUCCCGUUGUCAUCUGUUAUUACCUGCUCGAUGACGCCAUCAUGGUUAUAGAGCCUAAAACACCUAACUCCGGACUAGAGCAGGGCCGAUUGCUGAGCCGCCAGAGAGUGCCACAUCCAGAUGGCGGCUUCUGGCAUUGGACACAACUCAACCUGGGCAUGACGCUGUCCCUCUACGGCAGGAAAUUCGUCGUGUGCGACUGUGACCCUUUCACGAAGGAAUAUCUUGUGAGCGAGGGGACUGAGCUGAACAACCCUCUCCCAAUACCACAGGACCCCUACAACCUUCUCAGGAGAUCGAGAGCUGAAUCGCCCUCCAGGGGCUCAGAUUUGCGACCCAGGUCUGCUCCCUUGGCUCCCCCGAGUCUUCGGGGUGUUGUUCUCAAAUUUGAUACCUUAGUGGAAGGCGUCGACUGCGGACAGCCAGCAGUGAGCCCAGCGGUCUUACUUUACAGACCUGAAGAUCUGACAAUCGAGCUUCGUCAGCCGUCGUACUUCGACCACACGGAAAUCAAGAAGUUCAGUCCGGUGAUCCUGCGAGCGCUGAAGGUCCCGCUCAGUGACACAAGGAAGAGUGGCUUUGUCGACAUAGGAGAAGAGAGUGAAGUGGGAGACUGGAUCAUGCCCCGCCAUUUAAUUCCUCCAGCAAACGUAAAUAUCUUUGGAAGGAGAGUCAUGGUCGUUGGCUGCGAUGAUUACACAAGCCAGUUCCUCAAAGACUUUUAUGGGGUGGAACAUUCCCCUCCCAUGAAGAAUGUCGAAACGAGGAAGCCUGAUGAGUCUGGUUCAAGUGGCAAAACUCAGUCGGACAUCGUACCACGACCCAAGAUCCGCCGAGGCCUCCUCAAUGCCAAAGAUGCCGCCAUCCUUCGCUUCUCAGCAAAGUUGGAUUCACCAGAUGGAGAGGAGAAUGAUCGCAAUUUCAUACUUACCUACCACCUCAUUGAUGAUACGUUUGAGAUAACAGAGCUGCCCAAACCAGGAGGACUUGGAGGACGCAUACUGUCUCGAAGUCAUGUUCCAAAGCCACCACCAUCAGAAAAUGAAAAGGGUGCUGGGAAGUAUGCUGUCAGGGAUAUCUAUAAUCUCGAUGAUUUCUACAUAGGUUCCAAGCUGGAUGUAUGGGGACGCCACUACAUUAUCACUGGGGCUGAUCGAUAUGUCCUGAAUUACGUCAGAGAGCAUGAGAAUGAGGUUUCGCCUAAACUUUAUUCAUCUCUCGCUAAUUUCUUUGGCCAGGUAGAAAGUAUAGAUCAAGAGCAACAGAAAGAGGAGACUGCUUGUGGAGAAGUGGAGUGAAUAACAAUAUAUAGGGUUUGUGGAACCUCUUGGGAAUGAUGUUGAAUCUUUGCAAGAAGUCAAUAAAAUACAGCACUGUAUAUGACCACUAGGCAACGUAAAAACUCCAUACAAACAAAUGAGGCAAGAAAGUGAAACUGUGGAGUGCAAAUCAUUCGUCAUUACUCCAAAUAAUUUGCAAACAGGUUUGCUAGAGGAUGCCUGAGAAUAAAGGCAGAAGACCUUACACUCUUUUUUUUUCACUUUAACCCAUAUUCUCUGUUCAUGUUUUGUAAAAUGUUUUAAUACUGAUGUUAAUGAGCUUUAUAGUAACCAGAUAAUCAAGGUACAACAAAAUGGUAAAGUACCAUUUUGACAUAUUUCAGAAGUAAAUGAAAAGAAAAUUUGGUACUCUUGCUUAAUGUAACAGAUCAGUCAGUUGUCCUAUGAUGUCAAGCGAUUACAGGUGCAAAAAAAACAAUGA
Molecule: messenger RNA, 3066 nt
Organism: Macrobrachium nipponense
Lineage: Eukaryota; Metazoa; Arthropoda; Malacostraca; Decapoda; Palaemonidae
Product: EF-hand domain-containing protein 1-like
Exons: 19
Coding region: 993-2603 (536 amino acids)
Biological process (GO): mitotic spindle organization; cilium-dependent cell motility; mitotic cytokinesis
Cellular component (GO): axoneme; mitotic spindle
Molecular function (GO): alpha-tubulin binding
Source: RefSeq, a predicted model, not a curated record